This is a messenger RNA of Dioscorea cayenensis subsp. rotundata (Guinea yam), 4145 nucleotides long. RefSeq names its product ABC transporter B family member 19. The record is from RefSeq and is a predicted model, not a curated record. The transcript has 10 exons. Bases 166 to 3936 code for a protein of 1256 amino acids. NCBI's taxonomy places the organism in Eukaryota, Viridiplantae, Streptophyta, Magnoliopsida, Dioscoreales, Dioscoreaceae. Gene Ontology annotation, biological process: transmembrane transport. Gene Ontology annotation, cellular component: membrane. Gene Ontology annotation, molecular function: ATP hydrolysis activity; ABC-type transporter activity; ATP binding.
UAUCGAUGUCCAUUCUAAAAAUCGAAAGCGCACCGAAAAAGAAACCAAAAAUACAAAGAAAAAUUUCACCCAUACCUCCAGUGCUGCCGCUGAUCUCAGCUCGGAGCAGCGGGGAGACCAAGCUCGAUCGAUUCAUCGGCGCUCAUUCGGAGCUCGGACAAGGCAAUGGGGGACGUGGGUGAUGUCAAGCCGGCGGCGAUCGCUGGGGAAGGGGAGAAGAAAGGUAAGGAGCAAAGUGUGGGGUUCCACGAGCUCUUCUCCUUUGCUGACCGGCUUGAUCUAGCGCUCAUGGCGGCUGGUACCAUCGGUGCCAUCCUCCAUGGCGCUGCCAUGCCUGUCUUCUUCCUCUUCCUUGGUGACCUCUUCAAUGGCUUCGGCAAAAACCAGCACGAUCUCCACGCCAUGACCGCCGAAGUCUCCAAGUACGCUCUAUACUUCGUAUACCUCGGCAUCGUGGUUUGCUUGGCAUCGUACGCAGAGAUUGCUUGCUGGAUGUAUACGGGGGAGAGGCAGGUGGGCACGCUUCGAAAGCGCUACCUGGAGGCCGUGCUGAUGCAGGACGUGGGGUUCUUUGACACCGACGCGCGCACCGGGGACAUCGUCUUUGGAGUUUCUACCGACACGCUGCUCGUCCAGGACGCCAUUAGCGAGAAGGUGGGGAACUUCAUACACUACUUGUCGACGUUCCUGGCUGGGCUGGUGGUUGGGUUCGUGUCGGCGUGGCGGCUGGCGUUGCUCAGUGUGGCGGUCAUCCCCGGCAUUGCGUUCGCCGGAGGGCUUUAUGCGUAUACUAUCACUGGUCUCACUUCGAAGAGUCGUGAGUCUUACGCCAAUGCUGGCAUUAUUGCCGAACAGGCUAUUACUCAAGUUCGGACCGUAUAUUCAUAUGUGGGUGAGAGCAAGGCACUCAAUGCCUACUCUGAAGCUAUUCAGAACACUUUGAAGCUUGGAUACAAGGCAGGGAUGGCAAAGGGUCUUGGGAUUGGGUGCACGUAUGGUAUAGCGUGCAUGUCAUGGGCGUUGGUUUUCUGGUAUGCCGGUGUCUUCAUUAGGAAUGGUCAAACAGAUGGUGGAAAAGCUUUCACAGCCAUUUUUUCUGCCAUAGUUGGUGGCUUGAGUCUCGGGCAAGCAUUCUCUAAUCUUGGAGCAUUUAGCAAAGGGAAAGCUGCUGGAUACAAGCUGCUUGAAAUAAUUAGGCAAAAACCAUCCAUAAUUCAGGAUCCUUCCGAUGGCAAAUGUUUAGAUGAAGUUCAUGGAAAUAUAGAACUCAAAGAUGUAACAUUCAGUUAUCCAUCACGUCCUGGUGCCAUUAUUUUCCGAGACUUUUCUCUCUUCUUUCCUGCAGGAAAGACUGUUGCAGUUGUUGGAGGUAGUGGGUCUGGAAAGAGCACUGUGGUUGCUUUGAUUGAAAGGUUCUAUGACCCUAAUCAAGGGCAGGUUCUGUUGGAUAAUGUGGACAUAAGGACUCUUCAAUUGAAGUGGUUACGAGAUCAAAUUGGGCUGGUAAACCAAGAACCAGCACUUUUUGCGACCACAAUCCUUGAGAAUAUACUUUAUGGAAAACCGGAUGCCACAAUGGCUGAAGUUGAAAAUGCUGCAUCUGCUGCAAAUGCUCACAGCUUUAUAGCUCUACUUCCCAAUGGGUACAACACCCAGGUUGGUGAGCGAGGAGUUCAGUUAUCUGGUGGUCAGAAACAGCGAAUUGCCAUUGCUCGAGCCAUGCUGAAGAAUCCCAAGAUCCUGCUCCUGGAUGAAGCUACAAGUGCCUUGGAUGCAGGCUCUGCAAGCAUUGUUCAAGAAGCACUGGACCGCCUCAUGGUUGGGAGAACAACUGUAGUGGUUGCGCAUCAACUAUCGACGAUUCGAAAUGUUGAUACAAUUGCUGUUAUCCAACAAGGACAGGUAGUCGAGACAGGAACCCAUGAAGAACUGCUUGCUAAGGGAAGCACUGGAGCAUAUGCAUCUCUAAUGAGGUUCCAAGAAAUGGCAAGAAAUAGAGAUUUUGGUGGUAUGUCCACUCGAAGAUCUAGAUCUUCGCGCCUUAGCCAUUCUCUGUCUACCAAGUCUUUAAGCCUAAGAUCUGGAAGUUUAAGGAACUUGAGCUACCAGUACAGCACUGGAGCUGAUGGGCGUAUUGAGAUGGUCUCUAAUGCUGACAAUGAUCGGAAAUAUCCAGCACCUGAUGGCUAUUUCAUCAGGCUUCUUAAGUUAAAUGCUCCAGAAUGGCCAUAUGCCAUCUUGGGCGCCAUUGGAUCAGUUCUUUCUGGAUUUAUUGGACCAACAUUUGCAAUAGUGAUGAGCAAUAUGAUUGAGGUGUUCUAUUACAGGGAUACCAAUUUGAUGGAGAGCAAGAUCAAGGAAUUUGUGUUCAUAUACAUUGGAGCAGGACUCUAUGCUGUUGUAGCUUAUCUAGUGCAGCAUUACUUCUUCAGCAUAAUGGGGGAGAAUCUCACAACCCGGGUUAGAAGAAUGAUGCUCGCUGCAAUAUUAAAGAAUGAAGUAGGUUGGUAUGAUGAAGAGGAGAACAAUUCAACCCUUGUUGCCGCUCGAUUGGCAACUGAUGCUGCCGAUGUGAAGUCCGCAAUUGCAGAGAGAAUUUCUGUGAUUCUGCAGAACAUGACCUCUCUUCUCACAUCCUUUGUUGUCGGUUUCAUUGUUGAGUGGCGUGUUUCCCUCCUCAUUCUCGGCACCUUCCCUCUCCUUGUUCUAGCCAACUUCGCCCAGCAACUCUCACUGAAAGGAUUUGCUGGAGACACAGCAAAGGCACAUGCUAAAACCAGCAUGAUUGCCGGAGAGGGAGUGAGCAACAUUCGCACAGUUGCGGCCUUCAAUGCACAAGACAAGAUCCUCACUCUUUUCCGGCAUGAGCUCCGAAUCCCUCAGCUCCGCAGUUUUCGUCGGAGCCAAACAUCUGGGAUUCUCUUUGGGCUUGCCCAGCUCUCUCUUUAUGCAUCCGAAGCUCUCAUUCUCUGGUAUGGAGCUCACCUUGUUCGUUCAGGCAUGUCCACAUUCUCGAAGGUCGUCAAGGUGUUUGUUGUUUUAGUUAUUACUGCAAAUUCUGUUGCUGAGACUGUAAGUAUGGCACCUGAGAUCAUUCGCGGUGGGGAAUCAAUUCGAUCAGUCUUCUCCAUUCUCAACCGUGGCACCCGCAUUGAUGCCGAUGAUCCAGACAGUGAGUCUGUGGACUCAAUACGAGGCGAGAUUGAACUUCGGCAUGUUGAUUUCACCUACCCAUCUCGGCCUGAAGUCUCCAUCUUCAAGGACCUCAACCUUCGCAUUCGUGCAGGCCAGAGCCAGGCACUAGUAGGAGCUAGUGGCUCCGGUAAGAGCUCAGUCAUCGCACUCAUCGAACGGUUCUACGAUCCAACCGCAGGGAAAGUUAUGAUUGAUGGCAAAGACAUUAGAAGACUACACCUGAAAUCCCUCAGGAUGAAGAUUGGUCUAGUGCAGCAAGAGCCAGUGCUAUUUGCGGCCAACAUCUUCGACAACAUUGCCUAUGGCAAAGACAAUGCAACUGAAGCAGAAGUCAUUGAAGCCGCAAAAGCAGCAAAUGUGCAUGGUUUUGUAAGUGCAUUGCCCGAUGGAUACAAAACGGCGGUCGGGGAGCGAGGUGUGCAACUUUCCGGUGGACAGAAGCAGAGGAUUGCGAUUGCAAGAGCCGUGCUGAAAGACCCGGCAGUGUUACUCCUCGAUGAAGCUACAAGUGCAUUAGAUGCAGAAUCAGAAGCAAUGCUGCAGGAAGCAUUGGAGAGGCUGAUGAGAGGCCGAACAACGGUGAUUGUUGCUCAUCGGCUUUCAACGAUUCGGGGAGUUGACAGCAUUGCCGUGGUGCAAGAUGGCCGGAUCACAGAGCAAGGUAGCCAUGGCGAGCUCAUUGCCCGGGGACCUGAAGGAGCCUACUCUAAGUUAUUGCAGCUGCAGCACCACCACAUUUAAACAAAGAUGGAAGUGAUGAUCAAUCAAAUGCAGCAUUUUGGGUUUUUUUUUGUUUUUGUGUUAUGGUGGUGAAUCAGUGAAUGUAGAUAUGUUUUGAGGACUUUGGAGUAUCAAUGGUGAUAAAUAUUUGUUUGGACUGAAUAUUAGAGCAGUAAGGUGUUUGAUUAAGGGAAGGUGAAAUUAAUUAAGGUAUUUGAUAAUGUUUAUUA